CAUUUUUAAAGUAUGGCGUCGAAAGGCAAGGUUGCUGGAAAAUUGGGCAAAAACGUGAAGAAGGCUGGCGCUAAGAAGCAGGAAUAUGCUCCGUUUCUUAAGGUUAUCAUACCAGCAGCAUCGGCUGUUGCGGCUCCACCACUGGGUCCCCAGUUAGCACAGAGAGGUGUUCAGAUUGCAUCAUUUUGUAAAGAUUUUAAUGCACUGACUGCAGAAUACAAACCAAAGGUGCCCAUGAUAGCUGAAGUAAAAAUCAAUGUAGACAGAACUUAUAGCAUAAGUCUUGUAAGCCCACCUACUUCUUAUUUCCUGAAACAGGCAGCAGGAAUGAAAAAGGGAGCUAUGAAAACAGGUCAAGAAGUUGCUGGAAAACUGUCACUGAAACAUAUAUAUGAAAUUGCAAAAAUUAAAGAAACUACAGACAAUAGAUUCCGUGGGACUUCCUUAGAAGCUAUAUGUAAAACAUUAAUUGGACAGUGUCAUGAUAUUGGAAUAGAAGUUGUGAGAGACUUGAAACCAGAAAACUAUGGGAAAUUCCUUGAAGAACGUCAACAAAUUGUUCAAGAACAAGAGGAAGCCCUUGAAGCAAAGAGACAAGCAAAACUAUUAAGGACAUGAUAAGAAACGUAAAUUUGAAGUUUUGCGAUUUUUGAAAUGAAUGUAAUAAAAUAUUAUUGAAGCACUUUCACAGAA
Molecule: messenger RNA, 693 nt
Organism: Saccostrea echinata
Lineage: Eukaryota; Metazoa; Mollusca; Bivalvia; Ostreida; Ostreidae
Product: large ribosomal subunit protein uL11m-like
Exons: 4
Coding region: 13-618 (201 amino acids)
Biological process (GO): translation
Cellular component (GO): ribosome; mitochondrial large ribosomal subunit
Molecular function (GO): structural constituent of ribosome; large ribosomal subunit rRNA binding
Source: RefSeq, a predicted model, not a curated record